AUGAUCUGGCUGAGCUUUGUGGCUGCACUGGCUUCUCUCCGGGCCGGCGUGGCCUUCCCCCGCAGUGCGCCGGCCGAAGCAUGUGAAUCUUUGCUUCCGAGGCAUUUUGGUACAGAGCCCCAGGGGCCUCAGCAUUCCCCUUACUCUUUUUUAGCCUCUUCAAAGUAUUAUCACUACCGGAUGGAUGGCAUUCAAGUGCAGCUAACCGGACCUCGUUUUAAAGGGUUUUUAAUAGCAGCUAUGGAUCCUGAAACGCAUGAAAGGAUAGGAGACUGGUAUAAAGUAAAAGGCACACAUACGUUACCUUGCUCAGCAAUUAGUCAUGCAGAUCCUUUACCAAAGAAGAGAGUUAUUUUGCUUUGGAAGCCACCGAAAGAUAGGCCAAAAGGAGAAGUUAUAUUUGUGGCAACAGUUCUGCAAUCAUAUGACAGUUAUUACUCCGGAAUAGUGGCUGGAAUCCCACCAUCUGGAGAACACGAUAAUGAUUAAUCGCUCAAGAAUUAUAUUGUAGAUAUUUAUAUAUUAUUUUGUACUUUUAUUCAGCGCCAGUACAUUAUGUUUUGUACAGUUUUGUUCGU
This is a messenger RNA of Uloborus diversus, 578 nucleotides long. RefSeq names its product putative defense protein 3. The transcript has 3 exons. NCBI's taxonomy places the organism in Eukaryota, Metazoa, Arthropoda, Arachnida, Araneae, Uloboridae. The record is from RefSeq and is a predicted model, not a curated record. The coding region runs from base 1 to 489 and encodes 162 amino acids. Gene Ontology annotation, molecular function: oxidoreductase activity, acting on metal ions.